AUGUUCCAGCGUGAUGAUUUCUCGUCUCCAGUUUCAGGCCUCAUCGUGGUUUUAUUUUCAGUUCUUAACUUUGACCUCAACUCUGUCAACAGAUACGGAUACACAUAUGUUCAUAAAGAUUGGCUAAAGGAAGAAUACAUUCUUACUCGUCGGAGUCGCUCCAACGGCACUUCAAGCGUGAUUCUGGCUCUGGUACUUGCCAUGGAGGUUCCUUCGUCAAAGCCUCCAAUGUUGAAGCUAUUAAAAGAAGCAAUAGGGGAAGCACUUAUUAGUUCCAGCCAAGUCGUGGAAGGGUUUUCUGUAUUGGCAGACGAUCUAGAUGAUCUUGGAGCACCCGAGUAG
Messenger RNA from Vicia faba (fava bean), 342 nucleotides. NCBI's taxonomy places the organism in Eukaryota, Viridiplantae, Streptophyta, Magnoliopsida, Fabales, Fabaceae. The record is from the annotation of a GenBank genome assembly.